UUAAGAAUCUCCACUCCAACAACACCAGACACAAUUACUCCAAAUCGAUAUAUUAGAGACGGUGAAAGUCUAGUUUCAGCAGGUGGAAGCUUUGAACUGGGAUUCUUUAGCCCUGGUAAAUCAAAUGGUCGAUACUUGGGAAUAUGGUACACUGUUGAUACUGAGGCAGUUGUAUGGGUAGCCAACAGAGAGACACCACUUGGCGAUACUUCAGGAGUUUUGAAGGUCACUGAGCAAGGAGUUCUAGUCCUUCUCAAUAGCUCAAACAGCAUUGUAUGGUCAUCCAAUACAUCAAGAACUGCAGGGAAUCCAGUAUCACAACUCCUGGAUUCAGGAAAUCUUGUUGUGAAAGAUGGAAAUGAAACCAACCCUGUUAACUUUUUGUGGCAGAGUUUUGAUUAUCUUUGUGACACAUUCCUACCAGAAAUGAAGCUUGGUUGGGACUUAGUUACUGGUUUAGAGAGGUACGUCUCGUCUUGGAGGAGCAAAGACGAUCCUGCUCUAGGAGAGUUUUCGUUACGGAUAGAUCAUCGUGGUUUCCCGCAAGCUGUUGUUGUGAAAGGAGCUAAGAUAGUGGCUUCAGCAGGCUCAUGGAACGGCCUUCAUUUUACAGCAUAUCCAUAUCCUCCACAAACACGACCAAACCCAACAUUGGAGUAUGAAUUUGUGUUGAACAAGGAUGAGAUCUAUUAUGAGUUCAGGCUCUCAAAGAGGUCCACGUUCUCAAGAUAUAUAUUGAAUCCAUCAGGCAUUGCGCAGCGAUUAACAUGGGUGCACCAAACACAUAGUUGGGAACUUUCCUCUACAUUUCAAGCAGACCGGUGUGAAAAUUAUGCUUUGUGUGGUGCAUAUGCUAGUUGCAAUCUGAAUGUCUCUCCCUUAUGUGCAUGCUUGAAUGGAUUUGUACCAAAAUCUCCAAAAGAAUGGAAUUCGGGAUAUUGGUCUGAUGGUUGUGUUCGAAAGAUUCCAUUGGCUUGCAGCUCUGGAGAUGGCUUCCUAAAGUACACUGGGGUUAAAUUGCCAGACACAUCUUCCUCAUGGUUUGAUAAAAGCACGAGCCUCAAGGAAUGCAAGGGAUUAUGUUUGAACAACUGCUCAUGUACGGCAUAUGCAAAUUUAGAUAUCAGGGAGGGAGGAACUGGCUGCUUGCUUUGGUUUGGCAAUCUCAUUGACAUAAGGGAAUUCACUCCCGGUGGUGGUCAAGACCUCUAUAUACGGAUGGCAGCUUCAGAACUUGAUCAAAUUGAGAAAAGGAGCAAGUUCAACAAGAAAAAGCUACUUGGAAUUCUUCUCAUCAGCUCUACACUUUUUCUUUUGGGAACUUUAAUAAUUGGCUUGAUAUUGUAUAGAAGGAAGAAG
This is a messenger RNA of Prunus avium (sweet cherry), 1359 nucleotides long. Lineage: Eukaryota; Viridiplantae; Streptophyta; Magnoliopsida; Rosales; Rosaceae. The record is from RefSeq and is a predicted model, not a curated record.